GUUUGGCUAAAACAUGGCAUCUCUGUUUGUAAAGAAAAUGAUGUUUACAAUCAGCAGUCCUCUUUUCCAUAUGAGCAGAUGUUCAGUGAAACCUUCCUCAGUUUCUGCAUUCCUAUUUGCAUCACAACAAAGUACAUUUCCUGUAAAUACAGGUCUCAUGAAGUAUAGCUCAAUAAUUCAUCCAUUUCUUUCACGUUACUUGCUUCCAUCCUCUCAACCUGCUCUUGGGUUCAAAACAAAAGCUGUUCUAAAGAAACGCUGUAAGGACUGUUAUUUUGUGAAGAGGCGAGGACGAUGGUUUGUGUAUUGUGCAACAAAUCCAAGACACAAGCAACGACAGCUGAAGUCUCUUUGAUUUCUGAAAUGAUAUUCAAAGUACUGUCCAUCCUUCAGAACAGUUAAUUGAAGAAAAAAAAAAAGCAAAAACUGAAACAAAUGAAGCCAAUCAAAUAUUGGAAAUAAUACUAUUAAAUAACAAUAUCAUAAAGGUUGAUGAUAAAAUAGUUUUUGUUUCUUUAACUGUCAUUUAAGAAAUGUAUUUUUAAAAUCUUAUGCUGUUUGUUCUUCUCUGCUUCUACUUUCCCUUAUCCCUGGGAUAAGGCCUAUCCUGAUAGAACAGGAGUUCUUAACCUGGUACUCAUGAACUUUUUUUCUUUUAAAAAUAUUUUGGUAGCUAUAAUUGUUUCCUUUGUAAUCUUGUGUAUUUUAUGCAUUUGAAAACAUUCUGAGAAGAAAUUCAUAGAUUUCAUCAGAUUGACAGUGAAGUCACACACAAAGUUUCAAAUUCCUGAGUUAAGAAAGAGACUAGAGAUGAAUGAAUGAAUGAAAAAGCAUUUAUUAAGCAUUUAAUCUAUACAAAGCACUGUGUUAAGUUCUGGGCGAUACAGAAAAGAAAAAGGAUGAAGUCCCUGAUAGAAGGAAAACUCCUCUAAAGGGGAGACAAGAUACAAAAGAGAUUUUCAUGUUAUCAAGGUGAAGUUUAAUCUUAAUGCUUAUAGCUUGGUUUUGAUAGAUUUUUUCAUUAUAGAUUUCAUAGACAGUAGUGACCUGGAUGAAAUUCAGGAAAUCUGAUUCUACUAAAGCUUUUUCUCUCAGGAGACAUUAUCUUGUCCUGGAUAGUUCUUUACAGGUCCUGAUGAGUUGCAUCUGUAUUCUGAAAGAAAUGACAAAUGUAAAUGUAAUCCUUGAAGGAAGAAUACCAUAGAUUGGAAAUGGAAAAAUGUCCCUAUUUUCAAAAAGAAGUAAAGUCUACAUAUUCCAUAG
Messenger RNA from Sarcophilus harrisii (Tasmanian devil), 1263 nucleotides. It is a transcript of the gene MRPL36, whose product is annotated as mitochondrial ribosomal protein L36. The transcript has a single exon. Gene Ontology annotation, molecular function: structural constituent of ribosome. Gene Ontology annotation, cellular component: ribosome; mitochondrial large ribosomal subunit. NCBI's taxonomy places the organism in Eukaryota, Metazoa, Chordata, Mammalia, Dasyuromorphia, Dasyuridae. Bases 14 to 355 code for a protein of 113 amino acids. Gene Ontology annotation, biological process: ribosome biogenesis; translation. The record is from RefSeq and is a predicted model, not a curated record.